AUGAAGCCUCCCCCUGUCCUCACCUUCCUUUGCCUCCUGGUGGCCCUGGCCGGCGGGAACCUGGUCCAGUUCGGGGUGAUGAUCGAGAGGAUGACGGGGAAGUCGGCGCUGCAGUACAACGACUACGGCUGCUACUGCGGCAUCGGGGGCUCCCACUGGCCGGUGGACCCCACGGACUGGUGCUGCCACGCCCACGACUGCUGCUACGGGCGCCUGGAGAAGCUGGGCUGUGAGCCCAAGCUGGAGAAGUAUCUCUUCUCUGUCGCCGGGCACAGCAUCUUCUGCGCCGGCAAAACCGCCUGCCAGCGGCAGACCUGCGAGUGUGACAAGAGGGCUGCCCUCUGCUUUCGUCACAACCUGGACACCUAUGACCGCAAAUACGCCCAUUACCCCAACAAGCUGUGCACCGGGCCCACCCCGCCCUGCUAG
Microcebus murinus (gray mouse lemur) is the source of this 429-nucleotide messenger RNA. RefSeq names its product phospholipase A2 group IIE (gene PLA2G2E). Gene Ontology annotation, biological process: phospholipid metabolic process; arachidonate secretion; lipid catabolic process. Lineage: Eukaryota; Metazoa; Chordata; Mammalia; Primates; Cheirogaleidae. Gene Ontology annotation, molecular function: calcium ion binding; phospholipid binding. The record is from RefSeq and is a predicted model, not a curated record.